Aedes aegypti (yellow fever mosquito) is the source of this 1794-nucleotide messenger RNA. RefSeq names its product ubiquitin carboxyl-terminal hydrolase calypso (gene calypso). NCBI's taxonomy places the organism in Eukaryota, Metazoa, Arthropoda, Insecta, Diptera, Culicidae. Gene Ontology annotation, molecular function: cysteine-type deubiquitinase activity. Gene Ontology annotation, cellular component: cytoplasm. Gene Ontology annotation, biological process: ubiquitin-dependent protein catabolic process; protein deubiquitination. The transcript has 2 exons. Bases 150 to 1586 code for a protein of 478 amino acids. The record is from RefSeq and is a predicted model, not a curated record.
AGUUCAUUCAAACGUCAUUACUCGACAUCGUCCUGUUCGGCGAGCGUGCAAAUCUGUAAACAAUCGUAAUUUAAAUCCAAUUUCUACCUGGUUUAUCACGCAAAUUUUACAAUCUACCAUAAAAAGGAGUGCAAGUAGUUCCUCGUAAAAUGCCGGUGGAUAUAAACCGGCUAACGGACGGUUGGUUGGAGUUGGAAUCCGACCCGGGUCUGUUCACUCUGCUGCUGGAGGAUUUUGGCGUCAAAGGCGUUCAAGUGGAGGAAAUCUACGAUCUGCAGAAAAAUAUCGAAGGCCCUGUUUAUGGGUUUAUUUUCCUGUUUCGCUGGAUCGAGGAACGUCGAGCACGGCGAAAGAUUGUGGAAACUACGGAAAUCUACGUGAAGGACGAGGAAGCAGUGAACAACAUUUUCUUCGCCCAGCAGGUGGUUCCGAACAGUUGUGCAACCCAUGCCCUGUUGUCGGUUCUACUGAAUUGUUCCGACAUCGAUCUGGGGAAUACUCUUAGUCGACUAAAGGUCCACACGAAGGGAAUGUGUCCGGAAAAUAAGGGAUGGGCCAUUGGAAACACCCCGGAGCUGGCAUGUGCACAUAACUCGCACGCAAUGCCUCAAGCCCGGAGGCGCAUGGAUCGAAAUUCCGGAGUUAGCACUGGCAGAUUUACCGGAGAGGCAUUCCACUUUGUUAGCUUCGUGCCGAUCAAUGGUCAUCUAUUCGAGCUGGACGGAUUGAAACCGUUUCCGAUGGAUCAUGGUCCUUGGGGCGAAAAAGAAGCCUGGACGGACAAAUUUCGUCGCGUAAUGUCUGACCGUUUGGGAAUAUCCACGGGCGAGCAGGACAUUCGAUUCAAUCUAAUGGCCGUCGUUCCGGAUCGACGGAUUGCAAUCACCCAUAAGCUGAAAAUGUUGCGAACGAACCAGACAAUUGUUUCGGCGGCGUUGGAAAAGCUAUUGAAAAGCAAGAGGACUGAAAGCAGAUCCCUUGAAACGAUAGAUAAAAUCAAGAAAGAGGAAGAAUCUCCAGUGAAGCUAAGCUCGGAAUAUUCUCAACUACUUGAAAUGAACGAAAAAGACGACUCGUCUGUCCCUAUGUCAAAGGAGCUAGAAUCUUUGGUGUCUCUGAACAGCUCUUCCGAUUCCGUUGAAAUUAUCGGCGAAACGGAAAUAAAGAAGGAAAAUCCGCCUCCCUCGCCACCACCUUCAUUUAUCGGUGCUGGAACAUUUUCUCCGAAAGAUCUCCUCUCGCUACUGAAGAACCUUGAAUCGGAGAUCAACAUAACCGAACAGCACCUUUGCGACGAGAACGAGAAGCGGGCCAUGUUCAAAGUGGACGACUGUCGCCGAACCCACAACUACGACGAAUUCAUCUGUACUUUCCUUUCGAUGCUGGCCCAUCAGGGAGAGCUGGGGGAUCUCGUUUCGCAGCAUUUGAUCACCAAUCGGAAGCCCAACAUGGGCAGUGUUCAGAACAGUGGUUCCCGCGGAGUGGUACGCAACUACAACAAAAAGACGACCACCAACGGGUCGUCGCCGAAGACACCCAGCUCGAAGCGACGGCGCGGCCGCACCAAGUACCGGAAGAGGAAAUAGAUGCGCUGACAGGGUUAUGUGGAUUAUGAGACUGUAAGGCUGCUUUCUCUUCGGAGUGAAAGGAGAGAGGGUACGGCAUUUUUUUUUUCUUAGUAGGUAUUUUGCUUUUAUUAAUUAUUAUUAGCUUCGAGUAAAUGAUUACUUCCUACAUUUGAAUUAAUAAAAAUCUGAUUGCUUAGGUUCAGCUUAAUGCAAUUAUCAAAAAUGA